This is a messenger RNA of Oncorhynchus keta (chum salmon), 4036 nucleotides long. Its product is annotated as outer dynein arm-docking complex subunit 3-like. The record is from RefSeq and is a predicted model, not a curated record. Gene Ontology annotation, biological process: outer dynein arm assembly; cilium movement. NCBI's taxonomy places the organism in Eukaryota, Metazoa, Chordata, Actinopteri, Salmoniformes, Salmonidae. Gene Ontology annotation, cellular component: cilium.
CUCCAGCCUCGACCUGAUAGGGAAGUCAGUGUACAUGUUGCUAGGCAACGAGAGGCCAUCUGAACGACGGUGUUUUCACGCGAAUUCUGCUCAUACAAGGACAAAACUACCUAAAAGUGCGUCAGUUUGCAUCUAAUGCUAGCUAGCUACUUCUAAAGUCGACUAUUAGUUUGUGAUUAGUGCACACUGACAAUGCCGUUCAGCGCCGAGGCCAUUAAGCCGCCCCUUCAUGACCAAAUAACAGAACUGCAGAGGAAAAUUCAACUUCUUGAGGGCGACAGAAGUGCAUACUAUGAAAUGUCUCAGUCAAGCAUCAAGAAAAACAGGAAUUCUAUCCUUCAGCUGAGGCAGGAGAACAAGAGACUACACAAGAAGUUGGCUAACGCUCUUGCUGGGGACGAGCAGGUGAUAAAGGAGGCCUUCCAAAGCCGAGGCAUGGAGAAAGCUGCCUUCAGAAACAUGUCAGGGAAGGCUGCUCUCAAGGUGCUGGACCAGAAGGUGUGUGACAAGAUGAAGAAGCUGAACGCUCUAAAGCACACCACCCAGACGUACCGUCGUCGCCUGGAGGACCUACAGACACUGUACCAGAGUAUGAAGCCAGAGAACAGGGGACCAGAGAGAGACACGGAGAGACGCAGCGAGGAGGCCAAGAACUUGCAGGUGCUGGAGAAUCGUCUGGAAAAAGCCCAGCUGAAGUGCCAGGAGGCUGAACACAUCAUGAGAGGCUAUCUGAAACUAAAGGCCCACCUACAGGAGGAGAGCCUGACCUUCCAGUCCCAGCUGGAUAAACUAGAGGCUGAGAUCCUGAGACAGAGACAGGAGCUGAAGGACCUGCAGGUCCUGAACAGUGACGCACUCCUCUCCAAAGACACUGCCAAGGCAGAGCUGCAGCGUCAAGAAGAACAGGUGUAUAGGGAGAGGAAGGACAGAGAGUGUAUCCUCACCCGUUACAAGAAAGAGGCAGAGGACCGUAAGGCUCAGGCUGAGAGAGUGGAGAGAAGGGCCCAGCGGGCAGCCAUGCAGCCUGACGAGCUGAGUAGCGACGCCCAGCGCAGUGCCACCGGGCUGGGGGAGGAGGAGAGGGCCAUCUCCACCUUCGAAGAGGCCUUCAGACGCAUCAAGGAGGCCACGGGGGUCACUGACACACGGGAGGUGGUGGAGAGGUUCAUCUCCCAGGGAGACACCCAGCAGCACCUGGAGGAUCUGAAGAAGGAGAACCAGAGAACCCUGGUACAGCUGAAGGAGGACAGGGACCGUCUGCAGGAACACUUCCAGGACAUCAAGUACUCCGGGGAGACCAAGCUCUCCAGUGGUCAGCAGAUGCUGGAGGACUGUAAGCGCCACCUGCAGGCGGAGCAGGGGAGCCGUGACGCCGCCAAGGAGCGUCUGGACUGGCUGACCCGUACCCUGAACACGGUCCGGGCCGGGGUGGAACACCUAUCUGACAAACUGCAGCACAUCAAGCUGGGUGACCGACUGGAGCCCCAGCUGCCCCCCGGCUCAGAGGAGUACGUGGUGGAACUGCUGUCCCAGUCAGAGCAGAAGCUGCUGUUAUUGCAGGAGGAGCUCCAGGGGAAGGACCUGGCCGCCGUCAUGAAGGAGAUGGAGGAAGAGGAGUUCCAUGCCAGCAUCGAGGGGAAGCUGCCCCAUUGCAACACCCGCAUCAAGCUGCCUGAGGCUCAGAGACAGGACCCAUAUGAUGAAGAGGAGGAGAGCGGGGACGAUGAGGGUGACAUUAUCACCAGGGCGAUACUGAAGCACCAGUCUCAGCUCAUCAUCGACUCCAAGACUAAGAGGAAGACCAGGACCAAGAAGAAAAAGGGCAAGCUCUGAUCCUAGAUCAGUUAGGCUGGCUAGAGGUCACAAGAGCCAUAGAAAUAUAAUUGCUAGAAUGGGGAGUUUGUGUUUAGUGAUAGGUCAUAGGUCAUAUUUGUGCCCUGGAUUGAGUGAAAAUACUUUUGCUUAGAUGGCAUAGGGGACUUGAGUGAAAUCUUACUCCUCACAUAUAAUUAUUCAGUUAGCUAAAUAAUUAUAUUCCUUAUUAACUAAUGGAAUGCACAGUAAAUGUAUAUUGUAUAUUUGGGAUGAUACUAUAGCUAGGGGAACGUUGUGGUGGCAGAUCAUAUAGUACCUUGCAGUCAUCACAUUAGCUACUUUAUGAAUGCAAGACUUGAUUUUAUCACAAAGCAGUUCAACACAAAAUAAUUUCCCACUUGCACCACUGAUUUGUAGAUUAUAAAAUUGUAAUCAAAAUAGGAAUGAAAAUCAAUAAAAAGCUUGAUUUGAAGAAUUACUCAAUUACUCAAGGUAAGAUUGCUCUAAUGCAGGGGUGUCAAACACACAGCCCGUGGGAUGUUUUUUGUUGUUGUAUAAUAUAUAUAUUUUUGAAUCUGCAUUGAAAUUACUUAAAUAUUGAAACUGUGUAGGAAUCAGGGCUUGACAUGAACCUUUUUAGCCUUUGGACAAGUAGGACAGAUUUUUUACUUGUUUACCAAAGUCACUUGUCCGCCCCAAAAAAGGUCUGUAUCACAAGUCAAAAGGGUGAGUGAAAAUGAGUGAAGUACACAUAUCCGUGGGAAUUAGGGGUGUUGAGGGUGCAGCAUCACCCCCUAAUAAAUCACUUUAUUCAUAAAUGAGUGAUUCAAUUAGUGUACUAGGCCUUUAUUACUCCUGUAUGAUUACUGCUGUAUGAUUACUCCUCUUUGAUUACUACUGUAUGAUUACUGCUGUAUGAUUACUGCUGUAUGAUUACUACUGUAUGAUUACUCCUGUAUGAUUACUCCUGUAUGAUUACUGCUGUAUGAUUACUCCUCUUUGAUUACUAUUGUAUGAUUACUGCUGUAUGAUUACUCCUCUUUGAUUACUCCUGUAUGAUUACUGCUGUAUGAUUACUCCUCUUUGAUUACUACUGUAUGUUUUGCGCUGCUUUGGUGACUCUUAGCUGUCUACAUUGUCCUCUUGCUUUUUGUAAAUAUAACAUUUAUUGAAAUAGGCUAUAGCAAAUAGGAAUAUAGGCAAUUUACUACCCUGCUGUCUGAUCCAAUUCUGAUCAGAGUAAUUGUUUGAUAUUGUGAUUUAAAAAAACUGAAAUCUAUAUAUUCUGGUUGUCCGAUUUUAAAAACUUGCACCAGGCAAGUGGACAAACCUUAAGGUUGAGCCUUGGAAAUGAUAAUGGCCCUACAUCUACAGUCUCUUCACUCUGCCCAGAUUCAUAACCGUCAUCGGAACGAAAGCUAGACAGUCAGGGAGCAUGGGGAAAUUCCAAAAGCAAUGGAUAGAGAUUUUUGCUAAUUUUGACAGCUAGGAAACAUAAUCAAUCUAAAGUGAGGCCCUAUUGACCUCGGGGAAGACUGAAUGCGGCACUCCUGCUCUAAUUUUGUACAGGGUUUCCCAACUGCCGGCCCGCGGGUCCUCAAUUUAUUUGUAAAUAUGUUCCGAUCCCCUGACCAUCCACUCGAGAAAAAAUCAUCCUGCGGCUGAAUCUAGUUGAUGAUCCCUGAUUUAGUAGAAUAUACAAUAUAAAAACGGUUGAAUUAGUCAUGCCAUGCAUCAUUUCCCUAUUUCUCCGUAAAGCUGGUAAAAGAAACUCCAUUUAUAACAGGCCAUGUUGUUACAACAGAAAUGUUAUACGGCAUCUUCUUGUUGGCACAACAGAUAUUAUUUCUAUUUUGUACUGCUUGUAUUUACUUCCUCUGUUUUACCAAGAAAAACUGGGCUGUUCUCAGAUCUGUUUGUACUGUCUUGCCAAAUCAUAUGGUCAUUGUCAUGCCAAACAUGGUUGCCUACCCACGAAAACAUUUCCUUCACUAUUACUCACACCUGGGUCUCUGGAGUGGCCCAGCGGUCUAAGAGACUGCAUCUCAGUGCAAGAGGCGUCACAGCAAAUCCCUCGUUCAAAUGCAGGCUGCAUCACAUCCGGCCCUGAUAGGGAGUCCCAUAGGGUGGCGUCCGAUUUUGGGCGGGGUAGGCUGUCAUUGUAAAUAAUAAUUUGUUCUUAACUGACUUCCCUGGUUAUAUAAAUAAUAUUCUGGCUUCA